UUUGGGCUUGGGAUGGCCGCAUGGCAAGUGCAGUCUUUUUAGGGCGCUUGCUGCCAUUGUUGUUAGUGUCGCUUAGCUAUUGGGAAAAAUCCAAUAUUCACUGUACAAAAUCAAAAGCUUCAGCUUCUGCUUCUACUUCGUUUCAUCGGAUAUAGAGAGGGAAAGCGUCGACAAUGUUGGAGAGCAGAGUGGGAUGGCUUCUAAAGAGGGGAAGUAGAACCCUAAGAAACGUUGGAGCAUCGUCAACUAGGGUUACCACUGAACCUUCAUCAUCAUCGUCAUCUCACGGAUUCUUCUUGUAUGCUGCCUCUCGUAAGAAUGCGAUUUCUACUUCUGCAAUCGCAAGGAGCCUCGUUACGAAUGGCUUUAGAGCCCUUCAUCGUGGUCACCAUAAGGAUUUCUUUGUCCCAUCUUAUAGAACUAUGUCCACCUCAGUGUCAGCAGCCAUUCCAAAUAAGGAGGCAUUGAAGCUCCUUGUUACGGCGGGGCCCCGUGCUCAGAAAAUGAUUGGAAUAUGGCUUUUUACUUCUGCUGCCUGGGUAUUUAGCAUGGUAGUACUUGGUGGUGUCACGAGACUUACACGAUCUGGUCUGUCAAUGACUGACUGGAAGUUCACCGGUGGCCUUCCACCCAUUUCAGAGGAGGAAUGGCUGGUUGAGUUUGAGAAAUAUAAGCAAUCCCCUGAGUACAAGCGUGUUAAUAAAGGAAUGAGUAUUGAUGAUUUUAAAUUCAUAUAUUGGAUGGAAUAUGCGCACCGCAUGUGGGGAAGGGCACUGGGAAUCAUGUUUGCUCUACCAUUUUCAUAUUUCCUGCGAAGAGGAUAUAUUACCGUACGACUUGGUCUGAGGCUUUCUGCUCUGUUUGCCCUUGGUGCUGGACAGGGACUAAUUGGUUGGUGGAUGGUUAAAAGUGGUUUGGAGGAGCCAGCAUCUGAAUAUGCUGAGCCAAGAGUAAGCCCUUACCGACUAGCGGCUCAUCUAACUUCAGCUUUUAUAAUCUAUUGUGGCCUAUUUUGGACUGCUCUUUCUGUUGUCAUGCCUGAACCACCUGCUGAAUCUGUAGCUUGGGUGAGGGGAGCAGUAAAGGUUAAGAGAUUGGCCCUUCCUAUAGGUAUUCUUGUUGGCAUAACUGCUGUCUCGGGCGCAUUUGUUGCUGGAAAUGAUGCUGGUCGUUCAUUUAACACUUUCCCGAAGAUGGGUGAUACGUGGAUACCCGAUGAUGUUUUGAGCAUGAAGCCACUUAUGCGUAACUUCUUCGAGAAUACAUCAACUGUGCAGCUUGAUCAUCGUAUCCUUGCAACUGCAACUUUAGUUUCAAUAGGUGGCCUAUGGUGGGCAACAAGAAAAUUAGACAUCCAUCCUGCCAUCCGGUCUUUGAUUGGAAGCACUAUGGGCAUGGCUGCUCUUCAGGUCACUUUAGGGGUGUCGGCACUGCUGUCAUACGUACCUGUAUCACUGGGAACUGCUCAUCAGGCUGGGGCUUUAACUUUGUUAACGCUCAUGAUUCUACUCAAUCACACUGUGCGGAAGCCAUCACACUCACUUCUCAAGUCUCUACCUUCUGUUGCAAGAACAACCGCUAAAUAAUUUGAUGAGUGACUUUAUAGUUGGAAUGAAGCUCUGCUUCCUCUUCUCAUCUUAAGUCAUCAUCAAUUUUCAGUUGCCACAAGAUACAAAUAGGGAUGACAUUCGUUCUGCUUUCUUAGUUUCUUUCCUUUUGCAACAGUAUAAUGAGUUGCAAGUGUUGCAGGCUAGAAUGCAAUUGACUUGUGCAACAAUGAGACGGAGAAUUAGUCCAUAAAUAUUAAGUGCAGUGCCAGUAAGAGUGAGUGGUUAUGCCGAUUGAAAGGAAGGCAAUUUGGAUUAAUUGGAGAGGCUUGAAGGGUGAAAUUAGUCCCGGAGGCCAACUUGGAAAACCAUAAAUCAGAGACCCAAUUGGACCCAUAAAAAGAGGAAUUCUGACUCUUAAGUUGAAGUAUGUAUGUUUGUAUGUAUGUUCUUUUUGGUACAUUGGAGAAGAUUGGGGCUGAAUUAAAGCAAACCAGUGGUUCUUUUGGUAAUUGCUUUUUGUGCCUUUUUUU
This is a messenger RNA of Diospyros lotus (date-plum), 2080 nucleotides long. RefSeq names its product cytochrome c oxidase assembly protein COX15. The record is from RefSeq and is a predicted model, not a curated record. Gene Ontology annotation, cellular component: mitochondrial inner membrane. The coding region runs from base 174 to 1586 and encodes 470 amino acids. Lineage: Eukaryota; Viridiplantae; Streptophyta; Magnoliopsida; Ericales; Ebenaceae. Gene Ontology annotation, biological process: heme A biosynthetic process. The transcript is spliced from 7 exons. Gene Ontology annotation, molecular function: oxidoreductase activity, acting on NAD(P)H, heme protein as acceptor.